Messenger RNA from Limanda limanda (common dab), 1363 nucleotides. It is a transcript of the gene ntmt1, whose product is annotated as N-terminal Xaa-Pro-Lys N-methyltransferase 1. Gene Ontology annotation, molecular function: N-terminal protein N-methyltransferase activity. Gene Ontology annotation, cellular component: cytoplasm. NCBI's taxonomy places the organism in Eukaryota, Metazoa, Chordata, Actinopteri, Pleuronectiformes, Pleuronectidae. Gene Ontology annotation, biological process: N-terminal protein amino acid methylation. The transcript has 4 exons. The coding region runs from base 97 to 765 and encodes 222 amino acids. The record is from RefSeq and is a predicted model, not a curated record.
CGCAGUGGCAGGAGGAGUCCGACCGGAAGCGGAGAGAGGAGGAGGCAGAGACACAACAAGCGGCUGGAGCUGUCCUGAGGAACCGUGUGAAGCAGGAUGGAGGACAUGGCAGGAGACGAGACGAGCUUCUACUCCAAGGCGGAGGUCUACUGGAGGGACGUGUCCCCCACCGUGGACGGGAUGCUGGGGGGCUACGGCCGCAUCUCCAACAUCGACAUCAACGGCUCCAAGGCGUUCCUGCACAAGUUCCUCGGGGACGGCGCCGGGCAGACGGGUAGGGGCGUGGCUCUGGACUGCGGCGCCGGCAUCGGGAGGAUCAGCAAGCGCCUGCUGCUGCCGCUGUUCGGCACCGUGGACCUGGUGGACGUGACGCAGGAGUUCCUGGACAAGGCCCGGACGUACCUGGAGGAGGACGGCCAGCGGGUGGGACACUUCUUCUGCAGCGGCCUGCAGGACUUUGUCCCCGAGAGCGGGCGCUACGACGUCAUCUGGAUCCAGUGGGUCAUCGGUCACCUGACGGACGACCACCUGGUGGAGUUCCUGCGCCGCUGCCAGGGGGCGCUGCGGCCCAACGGCCUGAUCCUCAUCAAGGACAACAUGGCGUACGAGGGCGUGGUCCCGGACGAGGUGGACAGCAGCGUGUGCCGCGAGCUGCCGAUGGUCCGCAGCCUGGCGAGCAGGGCGGGCCUUCGCAUCGUCCACGAGGAGCAACAGCUGGACUUCCCCAAGGAGAUCUACCAGGUCCACACGCUCGCCCUCCGGUAGGCGCCGGGCGGCGGCGAGCGGCGGCGUCUCGGAUUCUACUGAGUUCAUGUGGAAAUGGCGUUUCUCGAGUCAUCGAUUUCCGAUGUUUCUGGACGUGUUGUGCAGUCUGAUGAGUUUGUGGAGCGUGUGCUUCGCUUCAGGACGUGUGGUCAGGGCGCCGCCGUCCAGCUCCCGUUCAUCACGGACACGCUCCAGCUUCCUGUUUUUCGUCCCUCAGGUCAAAGGUCAGGUCGGCCAAUCGAAACUGAUGCUCUGUGUGAAACAGGUCAAUCUGUGCUGUGUGACAUCACAUCCUGUCCUGGAGCAGGAAGACUCACGAGUCACCUGACGCUCUUCUUCCAGUUUCUCUUCAUCCUGUAGCACCACAAACUGCCCCGCCCCCCUCCUCCUGAGGUCCAACCCCCCGAGAGGAGGCGGAGCUUCUACAGGAGAACAGGACUUGGUGAAUCGACCUCGGAUCAAACAUCUCGGCUGAUGAUCAGAAAACAAAAAGGAUUUCACCUCAGGAGCCACCGAUCUGGAGACUUGACACGUUUCUAAACUCAACCUUUGAUACCUGACGUCCUCUUUAUUAAUAAACUUUAUUAAUUCAUUGUCA